UCGAUGACUCCGAUGGUUCCUGACUGAGAGUGGAGACUCUGACGGGGAGAAAUGGCGAGAAUGGUUAACGAGAACGGGUGCGUAGAGGAAAAUCAGAGCCCGGACCCGCAAGGACCGGGUCGAGGGGCGGCUAGAUGGGGUCCACAACACGCCGGGGCUAGGGAACUGGCCACUCUGUACUCGCCAGGUAAAAGAUUCCAAGAAUGGAUUAGUGUCGUCUUCUGCUUCUCUCUCAUGGCCUUCAAUUUCAUUCACCUCCUUGCCAAUUUCAACGUGGGGCAUUUGUGGCACAUCCCAUUGGGCACUGUUGCAGGAAUACUCACAGCAGACUUUGCAUCAGGACUUGUUCACUGGGCCGCUGAUACGUGGGGAUCAGUGGAUCUACCCAUCUUUGGAAAGGCCUUCAUACGACCAUUCAGAGAGCACCAUAUCGACCCCACAGCCAUUACCCGCCACGACUUCAUCGAGACCAACGGGGACAAUUGCAUGCUGACCAUCGUCCCUCUGGCAAACAUGGCCUUCAACUUCCUCACCCUCAGCCCUGCGGAGAUUUACCACGUCUACCCAUGGUACUGCUUCUUGUUUGCCCUCGCCAUCUUUGUGACGCUCACCAACCAGAUCCACAAGUGGUCGCACACGUAUUUUGGCCUUCCUGGUUGGGUUGUGUUGCUGCAGGACUGCCACGUCAUCCUUCCUCGCAAGCACCAUCGCAUCCACCACGUCUCCCCCCAUGAGACAUACUUCUGCAUCACUACAGGUUGGUUGAACUACCCACUGGAGAAGCUGGGCUUCUGGAGGAGCCUGGAGGAUCUCAUCCAGGGUGUGACGGGAGAGAAGCCCAGAGCGGACGACCUGAAAUGGGCUCAAAAAGUCAAGUAACGCUGCGGGCUAAUUGCACCCUACCUCAGAAUAUGCUGGCUCUGUCCAGGCUUCUCACACCCCCCCCCCCCCCCA
This is a messenger RNA of Solea solea (common sole), 954 nucleotides long. It is a transcript of the gene peds1b, whose product is annotated as plasmanylethanolamine desaturase 1. The record is from RefSeq and is a predicted model, not a curated record. Bases 52 to 879 code for a protein of 275 amino acids. The transcript is spliced from 6 exons. Gene Ontology annotation, molecular function: oxidoreductase activity. NCBI's taxonomy places the organism in Eukaryota, Metazoa, Chordata, Actinopteri, Pleuronectiformes, Soleidae.